Pseudoliparis swirei is the source of this 1826-nucleotide messenger RNA. RefSeq names its product charged multivesicular body protein 1A (gene chmp1a). Gene Ontology annotation, cellular component: ESCRT III complex; multivesicular body. Lineage: Eukaryota; Metazoa; Chordata; Actinopteri; Perciformes; Liparidae. The record is from RefSeq and is a predicted model, not a curated record. Gene Ontology annotation, biological process: protein transport; late endosome to vacuole transport; endosome transport via multivesicular body sorting pathway. The transcript is spliced from 7 exons. The coding region runs from base 136 to 750 and encodes 204 amino acids.
CGGAGGACCAGUUGAAACCACGUGACUGCUGGAGGACCAGGAAGUCCACCGCCGCCUCAUCAAAACAAACCCGAACGGGAGCGCCGGGGAGCCGCAGCGAGUUUCCCGUGAUCACCGGAGCUUCUGCGCGUCGCCAUGGAGGACACACUCUUCCAGCUCAAGUUCACCUCCAAGCAGCUGGAGAGGCUGUCCAAGAAGGCAGAGAAGGAGUCGGGGAAGGAACAGGCCAAGGUCAAGAAGGCUCUGCAACAGAAAAACGUGGAAUGCGCCCGAGUGUACGCGGAGAACGCCAUCCGGAAGAAGAACGAAGGCGUCAACUGGCUGCGCAUGGCGUCCCGGAUCGACGCCGUGGCCUCCAAGGUCCAGACCGCCGUCACCAUGAAGGCGGUGACUAAGAACAUGGGCCAGGUGACCAAAGCCCUGGACAAGGCCCUGGGCUCCAUGGACCUGCAGAAGGUCUCCGCGGUCAUGGACAAGUUCGAGAGCCAGGUCCAGAACCUGGACGUCCACAGCUCGGUGAUGGAGGACUCCAUGAGCUCGGCCAUGACGCUGACCACGCCCCAGGAGCAGGUGGACGACCUGAUCCACCAGAUCGCCGAGCAGAGCGGCCUGGAGGUCAUGGACCAGCUCAGCCAGCUGCCGGCCGGGGCCACGGCGGUGGGGGCCACGGCGGUGGGGGCCGCCGAGAGCCCCCGGGGCCAGGACCGGGAGGACCAGCUGAGCCGCCGUUUGGCUGCUUUGAGGAACUGAUGCUCCUCCAGGAAGAGGAAGAGGAGGCGUGGCCUCUGCGGCGAGGCAGCAGACGAGUUUACAGACGUGACUGCAGCGUGUGUGUUUCUGUGGAACUGAUCGACCCGGAGGACUUAACGAGCCCCCCCGCUCUAUAAAUACCCUCCACAGACUGUCCCUGGAGUCCUCGUUGGAUCUCCUCCUCUCCUCCUCUCUUCUCUCUUCUCUUCUCUCUCCUCACCGUAAACACGUUUCACCAGCUGUACGGUUCACGUUGGGGGAAUAUAAAGUUUUAAUAAGCAGCAUAGAGAUGUAUCUUCAUCGCUGUCCACAUAGAAAAGGAAGUCUCCUCUUCCUCGCGACGUGUUGGUAACACCAACAGGAAGUCACCUCUUCCUCGCGACGCAUUGGUAACACCAACAGGAAGUCUCCUCUUCCUCGCGACGUGUUGGUAACACCAACAGGAAGUCUCCUCAUCCUCGCAUUCCACUUUCUUUUUAUUCGCUUUUGUUCACUGUUUUCAGAAUUUGUUGUUGCUUUGACCGCCUUACAAUGGAUGCAGGUGCUCCGCCCAAAAAUAAGGACAAAUUAUGUAUCUUAUAUUUAGAACAAAUAUACAUAUUGUAUAUAUAUAUAUAUAUAUUUACAAAGAAAUAUAUAUAUGUAUAUAAUAUAUAAUAUCAUAUAUAUAUAUAUUUACAAAGAAAGAAAAUAUAUAUAUAUAAUAUAAAUUUAUAUAUAUAUAUUUUUAUAAAUAUUAUAUAUAUAAUAUACUUUUAUAUAUAUAAUGUUAUAUAUAUAUAUUUACAAAGAAAAAAAUAUAUAUAUUUAUAUAUAUAAUAUUUUUUUUUAAAUAAAUAUUAUAUAUAUAUAUAGUUCUUAUUUCUCCUUUGCCUUGUAAGGCACCAUGCUGUGUGUCUGUGUUGAGGCGUGUUCCGGUGCUUCCGGUCCAUUACCCAGCAUGCAGUUCCAAAGCCUCAGAGACCUCAGGCGGCGUCACACGGACGGUUUAUUUGAACAGUUCCUCGGACUUUGCAGCUCAUAAUUUUCUUUUUUUCUAUAUUUAUCUUGUGGAAAAAUAAAAACUCGCCCUCUGA